AUGGUCAACAGUCAUCUCACCGUCCUUGAAUCGAGUUCGCAAAGGUACUCAUCAUCCACCCUCUUCCGAACACCCCAAUUGGAUUCUACUGGACGCGUUGAGCAAUGGCGGUCAACAUCGUAUCAACAAUUUCAUAGCGACGUCGAUCUCUUCGCUCGUCACUGGUCGAGGGUGCUGAAGAACGAUCGGAUACCACCGCGGUCAGUAGUCGGAAUAUGGUUCGGUGGAUUCACGUACACCGAUGUACUCCACAUCUACGGCAUUUCGAGAGCGGGGUACAUUCCCCAACUCUUCAGUCUACGGCUCCCCAACCCUGUCAUCAUCUAUGAGCUACUUCAUAGAGCUGGAGCCCAGGCUCUCGUCUACGACACUUCCUUCCAGUCGAUUCUGAACGACUGCCCCCUCCCAACCCAUUGCGCACUGCAAUCAGAGCGUAUCGACGAGGUUCUGGAGCCCCUCCCAAAUAUUUGGGACAUUCGCGAGGACGAUGUCGCGUUUAUCUUCCACACUAGUGGUUCCACCUCCGGAAGCCCGAAGCUUGUGCCAAUGUCCUAUCGAUGGCUCAAUUCCAUGGCAGUUAAAUCGCACCAUAUCAGCAUGCCGCAGGAUCCAGACCGGCAAGACGUGACGGUAUGGAUGGGAAGCAUGUGCCACAUAGCGCAGACAUUCAUGUUCGUUGGAACUCUUCAACACGGGUCGUGUGUGAUACAACCCACCACUAUUAGCUUCUCGUCCGAGGAGCUGAUAGACAUGAUUGUCCGAUGUGGACUUAACCGCCUUAACCAAUUCGCGUCAUUCUUGAUGAAUCACUUCAGGAAUGCACGACAGGACGCUAAACUCCUUUCGAUUCUCAAGACCUUGGACGACGUCCUCUAUUCCGGUUUGCCCCUUCCCCAUGAAGACGAGCAGUGGGCUCUUAAGAGCGGGAUAAGGCUUAGGAAUUUGUUCGGCAGCACGGAAGUCGGUGGGAUGCUACUCUCUGGCGAACACGAAAAGAACCGGGCGCUUCUCCGUCCUGUUCCUGGAACAUCCUAUCGUUUCGACCCAAUAAUUUCCGAUGAAGAGGGAGUUCACCAGUCUAACGCGACUUUGUACGAGCUCGUCAUCCUCUCCGACUCUCCCGAUUGCCCCGACGUUUCUCUUCGCCAAGCCGAUGGCCACUUCCAUACCGGCGAUCUCUUCCAACAAGUCCUGGAGGGGUGGUGGAUUUCCCGAGGACGCGACGACGACUGGAUCAAGUCGGAAACCAGUCUACGAUGCGACACCAAGGCCAUCGAAGAGAACGCCCGUACGAUGUGCGGCAGCCUCAUCGCCGAGUGCAUCGUGGUUGGGAACGCGCGUCCGUCGCCGGUUAUGUUUAUCGAGCCCGCGACCGACAUGGACCACGUCAAGCUCAAGAAGGAGAUCAUAAGAAAAACCCGACACUUCCAUUCUAGACGCUAUCUCCACGAACGCAUAACCUCCCCUGACAUGAUCAUGGUUGUCCAGCGUGGCACACUCCCCCGGACCGCCACGAAGGGUAAUAUCCGUCGCAAGGCCGUCGAAGAGGCAUUCAAAACCGAAAUCGACCAAAUUUUCAACCGCGUGCGGUGA
Molecule: messenger RNA, 1593 nt
Organism: Cyclocybe aegerita
Lineage: Eukaryota; Fungi; Basidiomycota; Agaricomycetes; Agaricales; Hemipholiotaceae
Source: the annotation of a GenBank genome assembly